GUCCCCGUCGUCGCCGCGACCUCGCCACCCCCAAUUCAAUUCAUCCGACACCUCCUCGCGCGUUCAGGCAGCCCCGGCCGUGCCCGGAUCCUCCUACCAAUUGAAUUAAUAAUCCCUUGCUCAGCAGCCGGUCCGAUUCGAUGGCCCAGCUGAAGGCCGCGCGCGUCGCCGACGUGCCCACCCUGGACGUGGUCGCCCCCGGCCUCGUGGUCGCGGCGGCGGCGGCGGGGAGGCGCGGGCCGAGGGGGCGGUUCUUGGUGAUCGGGCACCGGGGGAAGGGGAUGAACGCGCUGGCGUCAGCAGACCGGCGGCUGCAGGAGGUGCGGGAGAACACGGUGCGGUCCUUCAACGACGCCGCGCGCUUCGCCGCCGACUACGUCGAGUUCGACGUCCAGGUCACCAAGGAUGGUUGUCCAAUCAUCUUCCAUGACAACUUCAUUUUUACUGAAGAAGAUGGCAAAAUUUCACAGAGGCGUGUCACUGAUCUUCAGUUGGAAGACUUCCUCCAGUAUGGACCACAAAAUGAGCAGGGAAAGACCGGUAAGCCCUUGCUCCGCAAAAUGAAGGAUGGCAGAAUGCUGAAUUGGAAUGUGCAAUCAGAUGAUGCUCUUUGCACGCUUCAAGAAGCGUUCGAGAAGGUCAAUCCGAGAUUGGGCUUCAACGUUGAGCUAAAAUUCGAUGACAGUCUUGAAUACCAGGAGGAAGAGCUCACUCGCAUCCUCCAGGCCAUCCUAAAGGUGAUUUUUGAGUAUGCUAAGGAUAGGCCUAUUCUUUUCUCUAGCUUCCAGCCCGAUGCUGCUCAGCUCACGCGAAAAUUGCAAAGCAAAUACCCUGUUUACUUCUUGACAAACGGAGGGACAGAAAUCUACACUGACGUGAGGAGGAACUCGUUGGAGGAAGCCAUCAAGCUAUGCCUUGCUAGUGGCCUGCAAGGAAUAGUUUCUGAGGCCCGUGGAAUAUUCAGGCACCCUGCUGCCAUUCCAAAGAUCAAAGAGGCCAACCUCUCCCUACUGACUUAUGGAACUUUGAAUAACGUGCCGGAGGCGGUUUACAUGCAGCACCUGAUGGGGGUGAACGGGGUGAUCGUCGACCUGGUGCCGGAGAUCACCAAGGCCGUCUCCGAGCUCAUCGCCGUGCCGGAGCCCGACCCAGAAGUCGAGGACUUGAGCAACCAGGCGGCGAGAGGUGGUGCGACGCCAAAUUUCUCGCAGCGCGAGAUCUCGUUCCUGCUGAGGCUCAUCCCAGAGCUGGUGCGAUAACGCAUGGCCUCGCCUUCCUGGCUGAGAAAUGAUUGAUGAAUGUAUUACUUACAUGCAUACUAAAGGAAGCCCUUUGUGGAGGGCACAUGUUUGCAACUUUGCAUAGGUUGAUGAUAUGUCCUAGUCCGUGAAGCAACUUUGCAUAGGUUGAUGAUAUGCCCUAGUCCGUGAAGCGAGUCAUGGUCAAGUUUUACUUUUGCUGGGAGGGUAGGGGAUCCAACAUGGUGUAGGGAGGGGCAGGGGUGGAGUGGGGUCUAACUGAAACAAUCUGACCAAGUGUUUGGACCCCUCAAAGGAGUCUUCUUGAGUGUUGUAUCUGUAACGAGUUGUUCGAGUGAAGUCAUAAUGUGAUGCUGUGAAUUGGAAUGA
This is a messenger RNA of Phragmites australis (common reed), 1628 nucleotides long. RefSeq names its product glycerophosphodiester phosphodiesterase GDPD1, chloroplastic-like. The transcript is spliced from 7 exons. Gene Ontology annotation, biological process: glycerophospholipid catabolic process. Gene Ontology annotation, molecular function: phosphoric diester hydrolase activity. Lineage: Eukaryota; Viridiplantae; Streptophyta; Magnoliopsida; Poales; Poaceae. The record is from RefSeq and is a predicted model, not a curated record. Bases 141 to 1259 code for a protein of 372 amino acids.